Molecule: messenger RNA, 1243 nt
Organism: Neocloeon triangulifer
Lineage: Eukaryota; Metazoa; Arthropoda; Insecta; Ephemeroptera; Baetidae
Exons: 8
Coding region: 356-1171 (271 amino acids)
Biological process (GO): biological process involved in interspecies interaction between organisms
Cellular component (GO): external side of plasma membrane
Molecular function (GO): carbohydrate binding
Source: RefSeq, a predicted model, not a curated record
AUCAGUGGAUUAGAGUUUUCCAUUGAAAAGUUAUCAUCUCAGCCGUUUACUUAAGAUUCAUAUAAUCUUGCCUAAUUCUUUGGCCGUAAAGCCAAGUCGGACGUGGCGAGGCAAAAAAUUAGACAGUUUUAUACGUUUUUUGUUUUCAUUUCUACUGAUAUGUUUUCCUAAGGCGCUCCUUAAUUGCGAGUAACUUUUUCACGCGUUCUUUUAAAGAUUAAUUUCAUUUGGCUUGAAUGGCGAGUUGAUUUGGCUUGUUUGUCGUUUCGCGGGGGCAGAAGGCAGUGAUAAAAGCCGGGGAUAAAAAGCUUUAGGAAAUCAAGAGAAAAUCUUAAGUGGAAAGAAGAGACCGACCAUGGCACGUUUCUUUACGCCGAUCGUUUUGCUUUUGGCCGCCGCCCUGGCCAACGAAUCUUCAAACAUGCCAGAGGAAUUUGCAGAAUUUCGGCAGGAAGUGUUGAAGAAUUUGAACAAGACAAAAGAAAUGCUGUACCGAUUGAUGAGAAUCGUCUACGAGCAGCCUGCGGAAAUGAGGAAAUUAGUGGAGGAGCAAAAAGAAGAGUUGGUCAAAUUUGCCAACGCGACCAACGACAAACUGGACCAACUGGCCAAAAAUGCUGACCAGCGCUACAAUCAGGUUUCGAAAAAAGACUCUGAAUUUGAAGAGAAGAGAAAGAACGACAGAGAAAAAGUGGACGCUUUGGCCAAUUUUACUGAACGUCACAUCAAGCAUUUUCACAUCAGAUUCUCUUCUAAGUGCAAUCUCGCUCGUUUUUCAAACCUGACGGUGCUGUCUAAUGGCAAGGUUUACUCAUUCCAUCAAACUCGUGCAAACUGGAAUUCUGCAAACGAAACUUGCAGCAAAAAGGGUCUCCAUUUGGCCACGACCAAAGACUCGAAUGACGCUCAAGUGGUCGCGGCAGAAGCAAAAAGAAUUCAUUCUAGUAAUGUUUGGUGGGUUUCGGCCAAAAACCAAGGAAGUGGAAGUGAAAAAGACUUCCGAUGGCGCGACGGGACCAAGUUGGAGUUGGAAAGUCCCUUGUGGAUGGACAGUGCGGACAAGACGAAGGACUGCAUUUAUACCCAUAAUUGGCCCAAGGGAAAAUUUUACAGCUCUAACUGCACCAAUAAUUACUAUUUCAUUUGCGAACUGCCCAGCGAAUGUUACUGAGAACCUAUUUGAAUGGUUUCAUCGAUGCAAUCCAAAAUUUUUAUGACCAACUUCAAAAAAUUUUCAAGUAUU